AUGAUCGCACUCGGUCUCGAGGGUUCCGCCAACAAACUCGGCGUGGGCAUAAUCCUGCACUCCCCCAAAGACCAACGCCACCCUGUCCAAAUCCUAUCCAACAUCCGACACACAUAUCACGCUCCUCCCGGCGCGGGCUUCCUGCCCAAGGACACGGCCUUGCACCACCGCAGUCACGUCGUAUCUCUCGUCUCCGCAGCCCUGCGCGAGACGAACCUCACGCCCUCAGACAUUGACUGCAUAUGCUACACCAAGGGUCCCGGGAUGGGUGCACCCUUGCAAUCCGUCGCUCUAGCCGCGCGCACAUUAUCCCUUCUCUGGAAGAAACCCCUGAUAGGCGUGAACCACUGUAUCGGACACAUCGAAAUGGGUCGAUCGAUCACGGGGGCCACCAACCCGGUCGUCCUCUAUGUAUCUGGCGGAAACACGCAGGUGAUAGCCUAUACAUCCAACAGAUACCGCAUCUUCGGCGAAACGCUCGACAUCGCCGUGGGAAACUGCCUGGACCGGUUUGCACGCACGUUGAAUAUCCCCAAUGACCCGGCCCCGGGGUAUAACAUCGAACAACUCGCCAAAUCCGGUAGCGUGUUGGUGGAUUUGCCCUACGCCGUCAAAGGGAUGGAUUGUUCAUUCUCGGGCAUCUUGGCUCGUGUCGACGAACUCGCCGGCCAGGUCAAGAACGGCACCCUGAAAGAUUCGAUGACAGGAAAUACAGUGACACCAGAAGAUCUCUGCUUCUCGCUCCAAGAGACCGUCUUCGCCAUGCUCGUCGAAAUCACCGAGCGCGCCAUGGCCCAUGUCGGCUCGAACCAGGUCCUCAUCGUCGGAGGCGUGGGAUGCAAUGAGCGUCUUCAAGAGAUGAUGGGCACGAUGGCGACGAGUAGAGGCGGCAACGUGUAUGCGACGGACGAGAGAUUUUGUAUCGAUAAUGGCAUCAUGAUUGCACAUGCGGGAUUACUCGCGUAUCAGACCGGGUUUACGACGACCCUAGAAGAAAGCACCUGCACGCAAAGAUUUCGGACUGAUGAUGUGUAUGUUGCAUGGAGGGAUGAUUGA
Fonsecaea multimorphosa CBS 102226 is the source of this 1056-nucleotide messenger RNA. Its product is annotated as tRNA N6-adenosine threonylcarbamoyltransferase. Lineage: Eukaryota; Fungi; Ascomycota; Eurotiomycetes; Chaetothyriales; Herpotrichiellaceae. Bases 1 to 1056 code for a protein of 351 amino acids. The transcript has a single exon. The record is from RefSeq and is a predicted model, not a curated record. Gene Ontology annotation, cellular component: cytoplasm; EKC/KEOPS complex. Gene Ontology annotation, biological process: tRNA threonylcarbamoyladenosine modification.